AUGAGUAUGUAUAACCUGCAUUGUUCGGUAAAACCUUGUCAAAACGAAUCCCUCCAACAUAAAUUUAAUCAACGAUUCCGAGAUGCUCAUUUAAAGGCAUUAGCAAACAUUAAACCAACAUUGGAUACAACUGCACCUAAGACAUUUCAAAUAAUUCAUUUAAAUUCUAAAAAAGACAGAAAUGAAAAAGAAAAUUUGUAUAGAAUAACCGAGGAAAAUAAUCGUCUAUUGAAACGGAUUCAUGAAAUUCGAAAACAUGACAUCAUCCUGGAUAAAGAAAAACAGCACAUUAAAAAAAGUUUAAAUGAACAACAACGAUUGAAAGAAGUGAAACGUGUCACUCAAGAAAAUAAAGAAAUUGUUAAAAGAUUGAAGAAUUUAAAAAAUCCAUAUAAUCAAGCUAAUUGGGAACAUGAUUGGAUGAAUGCCAUCGCAUACAUGAAUAAUAUUUCAAAAUAUACUGUAAUAAAUACAUUCAUUCAAUCAACAAUGGCCAAUUCAAAUGAACAACAAUCAAAUGAAUACAGGGAAUUGAUAGAAUCAAUAGUGGAUUCAGUUAUACAAUUAUCACUUAAUUAUAUACAAAAUUUAAACACUAAUCCAUCAAACGUGGACGGGAUGAAUCAUAGCAAUUAUGAUGAAAAUAAUCAACAACACUGUACUGAAAUUAAUCAAGGGAAAUUAAAUGAAUCUCCAAUGGUAAUACGUAAUUUAAUCUCAUCAAUAAUACAAUCAUCAUUAUAUCAUGUAUACGAAAAAGAUCUACUUCAUAAAUUAGGUAUGAAAUUUGGGGAUUCUGGAAUUUCUUAUGAAAUCGAACCAGCUGAUUAUAAUUACUAUGAUUUGGAAAAAUUGUGUCCAAAUGAAAGUUCAGAUGAUAUUAUUGAUGAAGUUAUCUUAUCGGAUAACACUUUACCAGCUCUUAAUAUUCAAUGGCCUACUAUUGAAGAAUUUACUCCGAUAUUAGGACUCGAAAAAAUAGAACAAUAUAUAAAGGGUUGGGAAAUCAAUGAAAAUUGGCUUUAUUGUGUUGACAUUUUGCCAACAGAAGAAUUAAAGAAUGAAACACUCCAUAAAUAUCGAGUGAAGUGGAGUCUACCAUGUAGGCGUUCACCCAUACCAAAAUCUACAGUAUCCGUUUACUUCACGCUACGAAUAUCUCACAUUAAACCUAAGAAUACAAUGAUCCUUGUCUAUUAUCAAGUCGAAACAUUUCGUUCAAUACAUAUUCCAGGAAAGAGCAAGUUCUCCGAAAGAUGGUUAACAGAUGUCAUCGACAGCAAGAUAAGAUUAAUGUCUUAUGUCAAUUUUUAAAGAUUUUUUUUACCAUGAAAUAAAAUAAUACAUUAAAA
Schistosoma turkestanicum is the source of this 1352-nucleotide messenger RNA. Lineage: Eukaryota; Metazoa; Platyhelminthes; Trematoda; Strigeidida; Schistosomatidae. The record is from the annotation of a GenBank genome assembly.